AUGCAGCAUGCAGUUCAGGUAUGGUUUGGGGAUGAUCCCCCUUUAAGUCCACGAAGUCCACUGACUCCAAGGCAUGGGCCAGGCUUAGCAGAUGUUUUGCUGUAUGACCAGUGGAUAUCCGUCCGACAUGAGGCAACCCUCAUUCCUAUGCAAGAAGAUCUGUCCAUCUGGCUGUCUGGAUUGUUAGGAAUAGAACUUACAGCGGAACAACUGUUGGAAGAUCUUGACAAUGGUGUACUGCUGUGCCUGUUGAUUGGUGUCAUUCAAAGCACAGUUAAAAAAUGUUGUGAUCCAAAUACUUUAAAGGAUUUCCCUCUGAGAAAAGUUCCCUGUAAGAAGGAUGCACCUUCAGGGUCCUUCUUCGCUAGAGAUAACACAGCCAACUUUCUGAAUUGGUGCAGAUGCAUUGGAGUGGAUGAAACUUAUCUCUUUGAAUCUGAGGGUUUAGUUUUGCACAAGGAUCCAAGACAAGUGUACCUUUGCCUACUGGAAAUUGGACGCAUUGUAUCAAGAUAUGGGGUUGAACCACCUGUGUUAGUAAAACUGGAAAAGGAAAUUGAAUUAGAAGAGACCUUGUUGAUGUCUUCCGAUGCUGUAGCCCCUGUCAUCACCUCCAAACCGUGCUGUCAACAUGGGGAAUUACAUGAAGCAGUUAAGCACAUUGCUGAAGAUCCUCCUUGCAGCUGCUCACAUAGGUUUUCAAUUGAGUACUUAUCUGAAGGACGGUAUCGAUUGGGUGAUAAAAUACUCUUCAUACGAAUGUUACAUGGCAAGCAUGUGAUGGUACGUGUUGGUGGAGGCUGGGAUACCCUCCAAGGUUUCCUGCUAAAGUAUGAUCCUUGCCGAGUGCUGCAGUUUGCAACAUUAGAACAAAAGAUUUUGGCAUUUCAAAAAGGUACAUCCAAUGAGACAGUUCCCAGUUCAUCUGUUAAAGCACCACCGCCUCCACUCAUGAACCCCAUGUCUGCUGUUGAUACAUAUCCAAAACAAAAUUCAAAGCCAUCUACUCCUGCUUUGGCUCCAAAGACUUCUCAUGCAGCUAAAACAAAGCAGGCAGUGGCUAAGUUUCCACAAUCACCUGCACUUUCUUCUGUAAAAGCAAGAACACACACACCACCUAGAAGCCAAUUUGCUUCAGGACAUCCCAAAUCAAAAGACCCUUCAGUAAGUAACAGCCACUCAACUGCUAAAUCUGUAGUAGCUGCUUCAAAAAAAAUAUCUCCUCAGAAAACAACACCUACUUCAAAAUGUGUACAACCUGUAAAUAAAGUUUCUUCAUCAGUCCGUGUUAGAACUGCUGUAACAUCUUCAGAAUCUCUUCAGAAACGUAUCUUGUCACCAGUCAAAGUUGAACGUUCCCGUAAUUCUCCACUCAUGCCACAUCCUUCCAUUUUUACUUCAACAAGUGACCUUUCUGAGCUACCUGGAACAAGUAAAAGAGUGGCUUUGGAAAAUGAAAAAUGUCAUGCUAACAGCAGAGCUGUCAAUGCCACAGCCAAAUCUAAGCCUCUUUCAAAAACUUCAGUAAAAUCUACAAGGCCAACCAACAGAAAUUUACAUGGUUCUAAACAAACAAACUCCCAACAGUCUUCUAUAAUACCAACAAAAACAGUUCCGAAAACUACAACCCAAACUUUACCAAAACUUUCCCAUUCAUGUAGAGGCAUGCCAGAAACCAGCCAGGCCAAAAAUAGCAAAACUGCUAGUACAAAGCAGCUGGGUUCUACAUCUUCUCAUACAACAGGUAAAUCAUCCCAGCUGGCAUCUACCUUAGGAUCAAGAAGUAAAAAUGCUUCUUCAUCUGUUAAUAAGCAUUCUCCUGCCAAGAGCACACUUGUCCAAAGUAGCAAGGUACGAAUUCAGGUACAUCCUGAGCGUACUCCACUGUCUGUUGUUCGUCUUCCCCAAACAUCAACUGCAGCUGAACCCCCUCAAAAAGCAAUGCAAGCUGCUACAAAAAGUCAAUCACUGGUUAAGGCAUCCCGGAAGAAUGAUAAAAUCCUCAAUCCAACUGUUAAGAAUCCUCUUUUAAAAGGAAAGGUUGCAACUGUAACUGCUAAGGGGACAUCUGGUGGGCUAAAGGAUGCCACACUGAAGAGUAAACAGGAUGACAAUUAUUUUGUUAUGACUGGAAAUAAGAAACACAAAAAGUAA
Messenger RNA from Varanus komodoensis (Komodo dragon), 2154 nucleotides. It is a transcript of the gene GAS2L3, whose product is annotated as growth arrest specific 2 like 3. Gene Ontology annotation, biological process: actin crosslink formation. The record is from RefSeq and is a predicted model, not a curated record. Gene Ontology annotation, molecular function: microtubule binding; actin filament binding; cytoskeletal adaptor activity. The transcript is spliced from 8 exons. Bases 1 to 2154 code for a protein of 717 amino acids. Lineage: Eukaryota; Metazoa; Chordata; Lepidosauria; Squamata; Varanidae. Gene Ontology annotation, cellular component: actin filament.